Penicillium pulvis is the source of this 501-nucleotide messenger RNA. Its product is annotated as Apq12 family protein. Bases 1 to 501 code for a protein of 166 amino acids. NCBI's taxonomy places the organism in Eukaryota, Fungi, Ascomycota, Eurotiomycetes, Eurotiales, Aspergillaceae. The record is from RefSeq and is a predicted model, not a curated record. The transcript has 2 exons.
AUGGAUUUCCUUCCAGAAAACAUUCAAACACUUCUCCAACACCCAACUGUGUCUUUCCUUCGUACCACAACCCAGAGCCAGGUAACAACACAGCUUGCCAACUUGCGCUCCGCCUAUGUCCAGCCCUACAUCGUUGAACCGCUCUCGAGCUUCCUCACCUCCACAAGCACCGCCGCAAUGCCUGAUCUUCUCUCCGUAUUCUUGCUAGUGGUCAUCUUUUUCAUCUCGCUCAAGAUCCUCGACUAUGCGCGCAGGCUUGUUAUGUUUUGGGUGAUGUUGGCUUUCCGAUUAGCCUUCUGGGGCUCUCUGAUUGGGCUCGGCUUCUAUGUUUAUCAGGUUGGCGUGGAAAAUGCAGGGAGGGAUCUGGGUUGGCUGUUUGGUGUCGCAAUGGGGUUUGUGGAGGAUUUCCAGAAGGGUGGGAGUACUUCUGGGGGCUGGGUGUCCAGGUCAGGCCCAGGCUCGGAAUCGGGGAAACGAGGGGCUCGUGGGGCCUGGAGGUAA